GCCCCGCGCUCAGGCCCUGACGUCACCUCAGCCGGCCGCCCGCCGCCAUUGGAGUUGGCGGUUCGGGCUCCGUCCCUCACAUCGGCCCGGCCCGGAGGCAUGUGAAGGGACGGGGCUGGCAGGGCACGGCGAGACACGAGACUCGGUGCCGGCCUAUCGUCCCCCGGAUCCCCCUUGAGGAGAAGCCGAGCUGCGCCGUGCGGGCCCCUUUCCCCUCCCCCUCGGCCCAUUCCCUUCCCCGGCCCUGUGCACUGAGGCGCCGCCGCCUCCCUCCCGGCCUGUCUGCUGAACCACGGCGGCCCUGUACAUGAAUUAUGUCUGCCACAAGCGUUGACCCUCAGAGACCGAAAGGACAGGAUAAUAAAGUACAAAAUGGUUCAUUACAUCAAAAGGAUACAGUUCACGACAACGAUUUUGAGCCUUACCUUUCUGGGCAGUCAAAUCAGAACAGUAGCUAUCCAUCAAUGACUGAUCCUUAUUUGUCAAGUUAUUAUCCACCAUCUAUUGGGUUUCCCUACUCUCUCAGUGAAGCGCCAUGGUCUACAGGAGGAGAUCCUCCUAUCCCAUAUCUCACCACCUAUGGACAGCUCAGUAAUGGAGAUCAUCAUUUUAUGCACGAUGCUGUUUUUGGACAGCCUGGGGGUCUGGGAAAUAAUAUCUAUCAACACCGGUUUAACUUUUUCCCUGAAAAUCCUGCCUUCUCAGCUUGGGGAACAAGUGGAUCUCAAGGACAGCAGACUCAAAGUUCAGCAUAUGGGAGCAGUUACAGCUAUCCACCUAGUUCACUGGGAGGUACCAUCGUGGAUGGACAAACAGGAUUUCACAAUGAUACAUUAAAUAAAGCUCCUGGAAUGAACAGUAUUGAACAGGGAAUGGUUGGACUUAAGAUUGGUGGCGAUGUUACAACUUCGGCUGUGAAAACAGUAGGUUCUGUUGUUAACAGUGCUGGGAUGACAGGUGCCCUCUCUGGUAAUGGUGGAUCAAAUGUAAACUUGCCAGUAUCUAAACCAACUUCUUGGGCUGCUAUAGCUAGCAAACCUGCAAAACCACAGCCUAAAAUGAAAACAAAAACUGGACCUGUGAUUGGAGGAGCGUUGCCGCCUCCUCCUAUAAAGCAUAAUAUGGACAUAGGUACUUGGGACAAUAAGGGUCCUGUGGCGAAAGUUCCUGCUCCCCAGCAGAUACCUUCUCCUCAGUCUGUUCCACAGCCACAGCAACAAAUUGUUCAGCCUGUUCCAGCUCAGCCUCCUCCAUUGACUCAACCACAGUAUCAGAGCCCUCAGCAGCCGCCCCAAAAUCGCUGGAUUGCUCCUCGCAACAGAAAUGCAGCUUUUGGCCAAAGUGGAGGAACUGGGAAUGACAGCAAUUCAGCUGGCAGUACCCAGCCUAACCCUGUUCCAAGUGGUGAGUCCCAUCCUGUUCUUGAAAAACUGAAAGCUGCUCACAGCUAUAAUCCUAAAGAUUUUGAAUGGAACCUUAAAAAUGGACGCGUGUUCAUAAUAAAGAGCUAUUCUGAGGAUGAUAUUCAUCGUUCCAUUAAGUAUUCUAUUUGGUGUAGUACGGAGCAUGGCAACAAACGCCUGGACAGUGCUUUUCGGUCCAUGAAUAGUAAGGGCCCGGUCUACUUACUGUUCAGUGUCAAUGGCAGCGGACACUUCUGUGGAGUCGCAGAGAUGAAAUCACCUGUGGACUAUGGCACCAGUGCAGGUGUCUGGUCUCAGGACAAGUGGAAGGGGAAAUUUGAUGUCAAGUGGAUCUUUGUGAAGGAUGUGCCCAACAACCAGCUCCGACACAUCAGGCUGGAGAACAAUGACAACAAACCUGUUACAAACUCCCGUGACACACAGGAGGUGCCCUUAGAAAAAGCAAAACAAGUGCUUAAAAUUAUUGCUACUUACAAGCACACGACCUCCAUCUUUGAUGACUUUUCUCAUUAUGAAAAGCGCCAGGAAGAGGAGGAGGUGGUGCGGAAGGAACGUCAGAAUCGAAACAAACAAUAAGGAUAUACAUAUACAGUUUGAUAUAUAUAUACUAGAACUGAUAUUAAAUUCGACUGAGAAACAAAAUUGAAGUAUUCUGGUGCUGUAUCCUGGCAUCAGGACCAACUAAAGCUUUCAGCUCCAAUAUAUCUUCUCGUGCAGGGGAAAUUAAGUUGUUGCAUCUUUGUAGUUUAUUUUUGCCCAAGUGGAUCUGCGUUAAUUUGUAUCUUUUUUUCUAUGUAAAAUUCUGUAGAAAUCAUUAAUAAAGGUGUGUCUCUUUUUUUAUUUUUUAUUUUAAGUUGGUCAACAGUUAUAUUAACCUAAUGUGGGAUCCAUACAUGAGCAUACUAAAAUGUCAGUGCUUCCCAAAGACUUCAUUUUGGCACUAAUUCUGUUCCUAGCCAGUUAAUGGAGAUCAUGGUAAAUACACGACCAACCUUCCUUUAUCCUCCUCCCAGUCCCCCAUUUCUUCACGGCAAACUUAGGAAACCACGCAUUGAUCUUUUUUUCCUUUCUGCUAUCUAAAAGUCUCUUGAAGACAGAACCGCGCUUCAGAGUUGAGAGAGAUGGAAACGAUGGGGUUUGGGAUCGGUUUGUGCAGCUGCCGUGCCUCUUUAUGUGUAGUUUCACACAUCUAAAAUUGCUGAUGCUCCAUCAUUGGGGUGUUUUUUUCUUCCCCCCUUGUCUGGUAUUAAAUCAAAUUGUCAGUAGAAUUGUUUGGAGAAUAUUCCCCUUCCACGUUCUGUUAAGCAGUGCUUCAGUGUGCGUUUGUUAUACCAUAUCCUGCCGGGGGUGAGCGCAAUGCUUUCUCUCAGCCAUAAUUCUGCUUUCUGGGUUUGUUUGUUUUUUUGUAGCUUGAUAAUGAAAUAAUAACGUGAUGCUAUCAACGUUGCAGGGGUUUUGGACGAUGUGUUUAAACCUGUUUCAGCUUCAGGUGUUAUUAGUUAAUUGCAGAUCAUUUUUAAUCCUCCCUCCAUUACUCCCCCUCCUUCCCCCAGAUCCCAACGCCAUUUAAAGGUUUUAUACCAAUAAUGCUGAGCUUUAACGUAGGAACUAAUAGUAUGGAUAAUAUGAUGGAUUAUGCCUCAGAUGUUGAAAAUUGACAGUGUGUAUGUCUUAAUUUCUUUCUGUUGGAUGAGUCAAACAAACCAACCGACCUGUUUUAAAGAGAAACGAAUUUGCUCUCAUGUUUUUUGUGGAGUGAGGGGACUGUCCGAGAACCGACCUGUCACCAACUGGAGUUCCAAUGAAGCAUGGAAAUGGUGCUCAUGUCCGCUGCUCUAGCACACUGAAUCUGCACGUGUUUAUUGUAGAGGAUCUUUUACUAUAUUAGAAAGCAAGUAUCUUCUGAAUACUAUUUACUCCAAAAGGACCUCCAAUUUAAAUAAAGUUUAAUCUGUAUCAUUUAGACUUGUAUUUAGAACAUAUAACUGUCUCUGGACUGUUACUGCCUGUAAGGAGUAAUGGACAGCAUCAGAUUAACUUUUUCCUCUAGGAGAAUACAAGCCUUAAUAAACAAUGCAUAUUUAGCAA
Molecule: messenger RNA, 3512 nt
Organism: Coturnix japonica (Japanese quail)
Lineage: Eukaryota; Metazoa; Chordata; Aves; Galliformes; Phasianidae
Gene: YTHDF1
Product: YTH N6-methyladenosine RNA binding protein F1
Biological process (GO): mRNA destabilization
Cellular component (GO): cytoplasm
Molecular function (GO): N6-methyladenosine-containing RNA reader activity; mRNA binding
Source: RefSeq, a predicted model, not a curated record